Gongylonema pulchrum is the source of this 558-nucleotide messenger RNA. NCBI's taxonomy places the organism in Eukaryota, Metazoa, Nematoda, Chromadorea, Rhabditida, Gongylonematidae. The record is from the annotation of a GenBank genome assembly.
CGUCUAAGUGCAGCGGAAUCUGUUCGAGAUGAACUUGGCGUAGCUGUGGAACGACAGCGUGCACUGAUCACUCGUCUGGAAAACGAUUUAUUGAGCCUGCAUGCAGUACUGCCAAGAUCUCGCGCCGAUCGUGAUCGACUUCAUUAUCGCGUAGACGAACUGGAGCAGGAACUAAGCAUCCAGAAACAAAACAACGCCUAUCUGCAGAGUGAACGUGAUAAGAUACUUGAAGAUAACGUGCAACUGUACGGAAAAAUCAAAUUCUUACAAAGUUAUCAAAAUAAAAAUCGCGAGGUACUGUAUCGCUUUGCUUAUACAGAAUCCUGUCAGCGCGAUUUCCAGACCGACUGUGUUGCAAGAUUCGCAAGUACCACUGUCACAGUCCGAGUGUUUCUAGUGACCGAGACUCAACAGCGUUACGGCCUCUCCACACCGGACAUCGAGGAUUUCUUGGUGAUUAAUACCUCAAUAGCACCUUACGAUCGUAGUCUGGGUAUCUUUAUGACUGAGGUUCCAGUAACCACUGAGCGGAUUUGGGUGAGAGGUAGAAAUGGAUAG